AUGGACGGCGGCGGCUACAGCCCGCGGUUCCAGCGCCAGGCCUCCUGCUCCUGCGCCCCCUCCAUCUCGCGGCGGGGGUUCGUCCGCGCGGGCUUCGACCUCGACGGCGACGACGACUACUACGACGACGACGUCGCCUUCCACUCCUCGUCAUCCUCCUCCUCCUCCAAGGUCGGCGGUCCGGGGGCGCCCUACUACUCCGCGGGGACCCCGCGGCCGUCCGCGCGCGCGAGGCUGAGGGCGCUGUGGCGCCGCAUCAUGCGGGAGAAGAAGCGGAUCCUGCUCUGCUCCACCGGCUGCGUGCCGGCGCACGCGCCGGCGCCGCACCCUACGACGCCUACAGCUACGCGCAGAACUUCGACGACGGCGAGGCGUGGGUGGAGCCCGACAACCUCUCGCGAUCCUUCUCCGCGCGCUUCGUCGUCCCCUCCAGGGUGUUCCAGAGGGUCGCCGUGUAGCGACCGCCGGCCCCCGGCGGCAAGAUUUUUUUUUUAA
Molecule: messenger RNA, 495 nt
Organism: Miscanthus lutarioriparius
Lineage: Eukaryota; Viridiplantae; Streptophyta; Magnoliopsida; Poales; Poaceae
Source: the annotation of a GenBank genome assembly